AUGGAACUCGAUCUAAACGAAGAUGAAAACAAUGAGGGAAAUAUCGAUAAAAUGCUCGACACGUUUCGAAGUUCGUUUUGGCAUGACGAACAUCAAUGGUUCGUUCAAUACGAUUGGAGUUUAGAUGAGUCAAAAGUUUGUUUUUAUACUCUUCCAUAUGCUUUUGACACAUUCUAUCUUGAGUCUUGCAUUCUCUCCAAGUCAACUUCUUCUUUGAAUUCUUAUCGAUCAUCAUAUGAUCAGGUGCGUCAUUUGAUUUGUACUGUCGAUUUUUUCAAAUAUUCAGUACCAUUCAAUAUUCAAUUUUGUAACAUUGAAAAACUUUCGAUACGAUUUCCUAUCAAUGAGCAAUUUUGGUUCAUUAUUCCGACAUGCAGUCGACUUAUAUCACUCGAUAUAUUAUCAUCUCAUCCAGAUGAAUAUUGUAAAAGGCAACUUCAAGCUUUGCUUGAUCGAGCGCCUCAUCUGUCUUCACUAAACAUUCGUGAUUAUUGGUUUAGCUGGCCAUCAGAAAUGAUAGCAUUCAAUAAAAAUAUUGCAUCGAUAUUUCAACUCAAUGUUCUCUUAUCUGAUGUCUCAUACGACAAUGAACAAUGUAUUGCGUUGUGUGAUGCACCUCUCGGCACUCAAUGUGAAGUACUUUCGAUUCGUGUAACAAAUCGAGCAUGUAUACUUGAUCUGAUCAAUGGUAUGAACAAGCUUCGAGUGUUGAAUGUUCAAUGUCAAGAUGAUCAAUCAAUUAAGAAUACAGUAUCCGAUGUAGAUGAACUAAUUAAUUGGUUGAGCGAACAGCAACCAUCCUUAUAUGCAAUAUCAGAAAUUAUUCGUUGGGGAAAAACCAUUCACGUGUGGAUUCGUUGA
Messenger RNA from Rotaria sp. Silwood2, 861 nucleotides. NCBI's taxonomy places the organism in Eukaryota, Metazoa, Rotifera, Eurotatoria, Philodinida, Philodinidae. The record is from the annotation of a GenBank genome assembly.